AUGGGCGAAUGCACAAAAUUAUUAAAAUUAAACAAUAAAGCAUUUUAUAACUGUACAAAAUUAAAAUCGAUAAUAACGCCACCCUGUAUUACAGCUCUUGGAACAGGCUGUUUCUAUAAUACUUUUUCAUUACAAAGGAUAGAUUUUCCUGAUUCUCUUGAAACUAUUCCUGACUGGGAUAGCACUGAUUACAAUGAAUUCCAGUCUUCAGGAAUUACAGAGAUUUCAAUUGGCGAAAACUCUAAUUUGACUUAUAUUGGAACAGAUGCAUUCUCAACAACUAAAUUGAAAUAUUUUACAAUUCCUUCAAAAUUAAGAAUGCAAGAUGGAUCAUGCUUCCAAGCUUGCCCGAUUAUUAGUAUUAGUAUUGAUAAGAGAAAUCCAUAUUACAAAACUGAUGGAACUUCUAUUUUUUCUGGAUCGGAUUUUUCAACUUUAUUCUACGUAAGUUCAGCGCUUACUGGAACAUAUCAGAUUCCGACUUUCAUUAAAAGGAUUGGUAAUUCUGCUUUCAGAUAUGGUAAUAUCAGUAAAAUUGUUCUAACAUCAAAUGUGACAUCUCUUGAAAAUUGGUGCUUUGCUGGUUCUCAAAUAACAGAAUUUAAAUUUACAGAUCAAAUUACAUUUAUUGGAUCAUGGAUAUUUGGAUACUGUAAAAAAUUAGUAUCAGUAACAUUAGAUGAAAAAUUGACAAAAAUUCCUUCGAAUAUGUUUUCAAAUUGUUAUGCUCUGAAAAACGUCAACAUUCCACCAAAGUUGACAUCAAUAGGUGCUUCAGCUUUCUCUGGAUGUAGUUCACUUAAAUCAAUAACCCUUCCUGAAACAUUGACAGAACUUGGUGAUGGAGCAUUCACUGGGACUGGCGAAAUUAACAUCACCUCUUUUAGUCCAGCUUUUUAUUCAGAAAACUUCCUUACAUAUAAAGACAAUAAAGAAACAUUGAUUUUAUACACAGGUUCAAAUACUGACAAUGAUCUUUCGAUUAUAAAUUAUUGUAAAAGUAUUAGUGAUCUCACAUUUAAGGAUAAAAAACUUCGAGAUGUUACUUUCCAGAGCGAAGAUCCUGAAAUUAACAUGACUAUUGGAAAGCAGGCCUUUCAAUCUUCUACUAUUAGAUCCAUUAUUUUUCCACCUGGAUUAGUCUCGAUUGGGAUAAAUGCAUUCGAUCGUUGCGGAUCUCUGAAAAAUGUUACCUUCAAAGGAAAUAAAUUAAAAUCCAUUCCUAACUACUGUUUUAAUAACAACAAAAAUCUUGAACACAUCACACUUCCAUCAUCCAUCGAGAUUAUUGGUGAGUAUGCAUUCGCGAACUGUCCACACAUUGGAGAUAUUGGCAUCUCUGGCAUGAUCAACCUGAUUUCUGUUGGUGCUUAUGCAUUCUUUUAUAGUGGUCUGAGCACAGCGAAUCUUGCAAACAGUGGCUGUGUAGUUGACAUCAAGUGCUUCAUGGGCUCAUCAAUUAGUGAACUCACAAUUAGCUCUUCUAUUCCUCAGCAACUCUGUCAGUACUGUGUAUCUCUUGAAAAACUCACUCUGAAGAUCGGUGUUUCAGUGAUCGGACCAUAUGCAUUUGAUGGUUGCACAUCUCUCCAAGGAUUCAUCAUUCCUAGUACUCUUUCCAACAUCCAAAGUUUUGCAUUCCAGACCUGCACAUCUCUUUCCACUGUCUACAUGAAUGGCGAAUGCACCCUAUCUAGAGUUGAUGGUGGCUGUUUCUACGAAUGCUUCAGUCUCACAGAAAUCAUAUUGCCUCCAUCAGAUCAAAGAUAUCGUUUUGAGAACGGCGCACUCACAGACUACGAUCAAACAAAUCUCAUUGUCUUCCUUCCUUACAGUGGAGUCAAGAACUUCAUUGUUCCUAUGACGAUGAGAACGAUUGGUCAAUGUGCUUUCAUGGGCAGUCCAUCACUUAUCAGAGUUUUCUUCAACGGCAACAAUAUCCAGAAGAUAGACUACCAAGCAUUCAAAGACUGCAAAAAUCUCAAUCUCGUCUUCUUCUCAUCAUCCAGCAUCAAAACCAUCGGUGACCAAGCUUUUGAUGGCUGCAGUCUUCUUCGCAAGUGCGGUUCUUUCUCAGCUCCAUCAAGUGCUCAGAAGAUCAUCAUUGAGCAAGGUAAGAUACCUUCGAUUGCAUUUAAAGAUGAUUGUGGUUUAUCGAAUUCAUGUAAAAAUGCAAAGCAUUUUGAAAUUUCAGCCUCAUAUCUAUAUCCUUUUAUAUCUAUGUCUAUAUAA
Messenger RNA from Trichomonas vaginalis G3, 2232 nucleotides. RefSeq lists its product as uncharacterized. The transcript has a single exon. Bases 1 to 2232 code for a protein of 743 amino acids. Lineage: Eukaryota; Parabasalia; Trichomonadida; Trichomonadidae. The record is from RefSeq and is a predicted model, not a curated record.